Molecule: messenger RNA, 977 nt
Organism: Loa loa (African eye worm)
Lineage: Eukaryota; Metazoa; Nematoda; Chromadorea; Rhabditida; Onchocercidae
Product: nematode cuticle collagen domain-containing protein
Exons: 4
Coding region: 1-945 (314 amino acids)
Molecular function (GO): structural constituent of cuticle
Source: RefSeq, a predicted model, not a curated record
AUGAAAACAGUGUUUGUUGUGACAACGGUUGGCAGUUCUUGUGCUAUUAUAUUGUCGCUCAUUGUUGUUGUACUCAUCUUCCAUGACAUCAGCGAGCUGUAUACCAAUGCAGUGAUAGAAAUGGAAGAAUUCCGAACAACAGCAGAGGACACAUGGCGUGAAAUCACAUACGCAAGUGUAAAUCCAUAUGGUGCUAUAAAGACAGCACCUUUCACGCUUAGCUCAAUAUUCCGAGCCAAAAGGCAGAAUAAUCAAUGCAAUUGUGGGCUAUCACCUAAGAAAUGUCCAGAAGGACCACCAGGACCACGUGGCAAAAUUGGCGAGAAAGGCGCAGAUGGAUUGCCAGGAGAAGAUGGUAUGCCCGGACCACCAGGCGUUACUUUGCUAGCAACCUACAACAUUCCGGGCGGUUGUAUCGAAUGUCCAUCUGGCGAACAGGGACCACCCGGAUCAGAAGGUCCGACAGGGCCACCUGGACCGAAUGGUCCUCCUGGUGCUCCAGGAAAGAACGGCAAACCAGGUCAAAAAGGUCCAACUGGGCGAAAAGGUAAUGCUGGUGAGACUGGGCCUGAUGGACCAAAGGGAAAGCCGGGUCGCGAUGGCAAGGAUGGAAAACGCGGGACCGGACCGCAAGGCAAAAAAGGACCAACCGGGCAGCGCGGACCAGAAGGUCCUAAAGGUGAUGACGGUAAGGAUGGAGAACCCGGACCACACGGUGAACCAGGACCAGAUGGUAAACCUGGUGCAGACGGACGUGAUGGGAGAGAUGGAAAACCAGGCAUUUCUGGUAUUGGUGGAAUGCCCGGGAAAGAUGCACUUUACUGUCCGUGUCCACCUCGACCACAAAAGACACCAGCACCACCGCCUAAUCAUUAUGAACAACAAAAAAGCGACGAACCACAGGGUGGUUACAAGCAGAAGAAAAAAAUGCAAAAGAAACAGUGACUAUCAUUCCCAUUUUCUCUAUAAAAAUUUCC